UAAGCCGUUAGCAGUGCUCAGCCUAGCAUCGAUAAAAAAUAUACGGAUCCUAGCAGAAAUGAGGAAAAUAUGUUAUAGUUUGUUGGCAAUGCAAUUUUAAGCCGUAUGCUUUGCGCGAGAGCCUGAAUGUUCGAGGUUUCAUUACGAGGAAAAGCUGUUAGAGAAAGUGAUCAGAUCAGAAAUUAAGAUGGACGCGAUUGAUGAAUCAUUGAAAAAGACAACUGGAUUUGUGGAAGAAAAUAUUUAGCAGCCAAUUGUAUAAAAGUUGGUUAGAUUUAAACGCUGGUUAUAGUUGUCCAGCGGUUAACUUUAACCAAGUUGGCCAUUUUAUCCAAACCGUUUAUCCGUUUGUAUAAACGCAAAAUAUGCAGCGGCUAAGUUAACCAUUUCGAUUAUCGAGAUAUCCAAAUAGGUUAUAGUUAACCUAAACAAAACGAUCCCAUAAUGCAUCGAUAGCAUGGUUCCGGUCAGUGCGCGUUUUGCCGUAUUUGUAAACAUUGUGUCGUCUGAAACAUCAAAAACAUAACUGACUUGACAGUUGACGCCACAGCUAAUCGAAAAAAAACGAUCUAGUAAUUUUUCCGAUGUAGAAAAGGCCGCAAUAAGGGAAGGUUUCGUCGGCUGUGGCGAUCUUUUAGGGAAAUUAUUUUAAACAAAGUCGGGGGAAACACUAAAGUACAGCAGGACAACGCUUGGAUGAAGAUUACACAAGCAGUUAAUGCUGUCGGCCGUGCAUUUUGCACGGUCGAUGAGGUUAAAGAUGGUGAGCUGUGCCAAGGCUGUAGUUGCCAAAGAAAAUGCCAACGCCAGGCAGACGGGUGGGGGUAAACCGCUGCCUGUCCCGGAUGACACCACUUUGGCAAUAAUAUAGGAUAUGAAGGGGACGCCUGCCUUCAGCGGCAUCCCCGAGUCAUCAGCAUCGGAGUUGGCAAUAGUUGCCGUGAACAGGCAGGACGAACCUCAAAAAGACCCGUUCAGCCUGCUAGGUUUCGAUGCAUUGACUGGCAGUCCAUCCAGGACUUGGAGCAUGUUUGAGGUGGCAUGUAGUUCGGGUGAGGCAGACUUGGAAGAUAUAGAGGGUAGUGAGACAAAGGUUGACAUCCGAGAAGACACUAAGGAUAUGCCUUUAUGUGAUAUGUUUGCAAAUUCCUGUAUAAAAGAACCAAGUAGCACGUGGAAAAGGAAAGCUCACCCAAAUGUUGAAUUCAAGUCAAAGUCAAAAAAACCAAGAACCUCAAAGGAAGUGCAGACAGCAUAUUAUGUUGAGGCCACAGCUGCCAAGAAGUUCUUUGAUGCAGCAACAACUCUGCUGACUUUACUAAGCGAAAAAUAUCUACAUGUCUUCGUCAUGGUUCAGAACAGUAGGGGGCUGCUGGUCAUCCUCGGGCGGAAAUUCCUCGGGUUCUCCCCACAGCUUUGCAAGGUUGUGUAGUACAACACAACAUAUCACAAUCUUGCUUACUUACAGAGGCUUCAUCCGGAUCUGAUUUAAGGAAAAAACACAACAUACAAUGUAUUU
Molecule: messenger RNA, 1519 nt
Organism: Mya arenaria
Lineage: Eukaryota; Metazoa; Mollusca; Bivalvia; Myida; Myidae
Exons: 9
Coding region: 875-1432 (185 amino acids)
Source: RefSeq, a predicted model, not a curated record